UGGGUGAAAAAUUUUGUGAUAUACAAGAUACACCUUCAGCAGCCAUCAACUUGGUAUAUCAAGAAGUUACUGGAAGUCAAACUAAAACCAAGCAUUCAGGACUAGCAGUUUUGGGGUUUUAUAAUGAAGAAAUUGUUUCAGAAAUGAUUAAUGACAUACUAUUUUUUCCACUAUACGUAGAGGUUGACAAAUUUUCUAUAUUAAUCUCAAAAAUCGAAUAUUCUUCUCAAGAAGAUCUUUUGUAUGCCGGACCUGGUUACAAAUCUUCUUUAAUAACACGUCGUGGAUCAGAGCCAUACCUUAUCUCACAGCAAAUUUUAGAAGAUCAUCAAUACAGUUUGCGAGAUCAUUAUGCACUUUUUGGGUUAAAGGAUCCGCAAGUUCAAGCAUUAUUGGCAAAUAAUAAAGGAAAUGUGUUUUGGACAUGUGCUGUAGAUCCUGAGGCAGAUUGGCAAACUCUCAAAAAUUUAUAUAAUUGGAGAUUAUUGCAAACGCAGGAUUUUUCAUAUACUAAUACUGAUUGUCAAUUUUGGGAUAGUUUUUGUCAAGCAUUAGAUACUAACAAGAGAGGGGUGAAAGGAAAAAUUAGAGUACUUUCAAUUAUUGUACUUGAUUUUAGUUACCAGGAUCUUCAAAACGAAUUAGGACAUACACGUCUCUAUGGUCCCAGUUCUCCACCAAUCGAAAUGCCAAAAAAAAAAAUUCAAAUAAUGGCCGAAUUCAAAGAAAAGCAGUUCGAAUUAUUUUUUUUAGACAAAAAUAACGUAACAAUGAGUUCCUAUAAGAUAGAUCCAAAAACCAAUUUACCCAUUCUUUAUUUCUGUAAUAACAAAACUGAGCUUUGGAAAAAGUUUCAACAAAUGUUUCCAAAUGUGAUGAAAAAAACUUCUUUCAUGGGUCGAAUUGCUGAUUGCACUCAACUAACGUAUCGAGAUGAUUUGGGUGGUCUGUGUAGCAUCUGUAACGAAUACAGAAAUAGUGAAUCAGAGAUUGAAGAUGCUGAGACUAAUAAAAAAAAAAGGUGGCCAACUGAAGGACCUUUAGCUGGAUUUAUUCGCGCAAGAGGACUUCCACAUGCGGGCCCGUGGAAAAACUUUUCUCCAGCAGAAAUCACAAAAUUAACUGUUCCUACAAAUAACAAAAUGACCGAGAUAGAAGGCAUUACCAAUUUUAAUAACGGAGAUGAUGAUCGAGGUUCUGAAAUGGACGUUGAAGACAUUCCCAAUCUUAACGAGGAUAAUUAUCAAGGAGGUUUCGAAACAGACGUCAAAGCAAACGCUAAAUUUGGUAAAAAGGGCGGAGGCAAAAAGAUUAAAAAAAAGGUUGUUAAUUUGUUAAAACAAUUCUUUCUAAAUAGAAAUAUAAAUGCCAAAGACAAGUUAACAGCUCAGGAAAUGCACUUGGAGCUUAAGAAGUUUGCACAGUCCAGAGAAAUUGACGAUGAAGACAUUCCUCAAGUAUCUACGAUUCACAACUGA
Scutellospora calospora is the source of this 1478-nucleotide messenger RNA. Lineage: Eukaryota; Fungi; Glomeromycota; Glomeromycetes; Diversisporales; Gigasporaceae. The record is from the annotation of a GenBank genome assembly.